Molecule: messenger RNA, 1742 nt
Organism: Ostrinia furnacalis (Asian corn borer)
Lineage: Eukaryota; Metazoa; Arthropoda; Insecta; Lepidoptera; Crambidae
Product: putative inorganic phosphate cotransporter
Exons: 9
Coding region: 112-1659 (515 amino acids)
Biological process (GO): monoatomic anion transport; transmembrane transport
Cellular component (GO): membrane
Molecular function (GO): transmembrane transporter activity
Source: RefSeq, a predicted model, not a curated record
CUUAAAAGGUAGCAAUGGCAAUUUAGUAACAAUACAUUAAUAUUUAAGUAUCAAUGAAAAAAUAAAAUAGUUGGUUUUACGAAGGAUAUUACAAUCUAAAAGGUAACCACAAUGUUGACGGGAUGGAGAUUCAUUUUAUCCAAACUAUUCAUAAUACCCCAGAGGUAUGUCAUGGCUAUCAUGGCGCUGUUCGCCAUAGCCAACGCAUACACCAUGAGGGUGUGUUUGAACAUAGCCAUAACCCAAAUGGUCAAGAAAGAGAGCAGUGAGUCAGGGAGUUACGACCCUUACGCCUGCCCUGAUCUGACCACUCUAGUCAGUAGUUCCAAUACUACGAGUACAACAGAAUACGUCGAGAACGAUGUAGUUCUGUUCGAUUGGAGUGAGGCUACUCAGGGCUUACUCCUUAGUUCGUUCUACUACGGCUACGUCCUCACUCACAUCCCUGGAGGCAUGUUGGCCGAGAGGUUCGGAGGGAAGUGGGUCCUCGGGCUGGGCCUCCUCUGCACCGCCGUUUGUACCAUCAUCACUCCCAUCACGGUCAAAAUGGGAGGAGCCCCUGCUUUGUUCAUAUUGAGAGCCAUUGAAGGUUUCGGAGAGGGUCCAACUAUGCCAGGUCUAAUGGCCAUGGUAUCGCGCUGGGCACCUAAGCAUGAACGGGCCAGGUUUGGAUCUCUAGUCUUCGGGGGGGCCCAGAUUGGGAACAUCGCCGGCACCUACAUCUCAGGACUGAUCCUGUACAAUGGCAACUGGGAGGACGUGUUCUACGUGUUUGGAUUAAUUGGAAUCUUAUGGUUUUUACUUUGGACUGUCCUGUGCUACAGUACGCCCAACACUCAUCCGUACAUUUCUGACUCCGAGAAACAAUUCCUAAACGAGACAGUUGACUGUUUAAAGGGGGGCCAGAAGAAACUGGACCCCACCCCAUGGAAGGCCUUACUUCGAUCUGUGCCUCUUUGGGCACUGAUAAUGGCUGGCAUCGGCCACGAUUGGGGAUACUUCACCAUGGUGACGGAUCUCCCCAAGUACAUGACAGACGUGCUCAAGUUCAACAUCAAGUCCACUGGCACACUAUCAGCACUUCCAUACGUGGCUAUGUGGAUCGCCGCUUUCAUCUUCGGUCUAAUUUGUGAUUUUUGCAUCAAACGAGGCUACCACAGCAUUAAAAAUGCCAGGAAAAUUUAUACAAGCAUUGCGGCCACCGGUCCUGGUCUUUGCAUCAUUAUGGCUUCCUACUCCGGCUGUGACACCACCAUGGCUGUCUUCUGGUUCAUCUUCGCCAUGGUGCUCAUGGGGGCGUACUACAGUGGUAUGAAGAUCAACCCCUUGGACAUCAGUCCGAACUACUCAGGAACCACGACAGCGAUGGUCAACGGGAUCGCAGCCUUUUCUGGAAUAAUAGUGCCUUACCUCACUGGAUUGCUGACUCCAGAUUCAACUCUGAAACAGUGGCGACUUUCAUUCUGGGUGUGCCUUGGAGUUCUGAUGACCACCAACCUCAUCUACAUCUUAUUCGCGCAGGGCGAGCAGCAAUGGUGGGAUGACGUCAGAAAACAUGGCUACCCUGACAACUGGAAACAUGGACCUCUAAAAGCAUACUCAAAUGAUACAGAGGACCAAAAAUAUGUAGAAAAUGAGGAAAAGAAAGAGAAACUCUAAACGACUGCAUCUUUAGGCUAAUCAUUAAUUUUAAGGAAAACGUGAUAAUUAGUAUGUAAAUAAAUAAACGGGUAAUUAAUUUA